This is a messenger RNA of Ricinus communis (castor bean), 1817 nucleotides long. Its product is annotated as zinc finger CCCH domain-containing protein 14. The transcript is spliced from 3 exons. The record is from RefSeq and is a predicted model, not a curated record. Gene Ontology annotation, molecular function: metal ion binding; mRNA binding. Bases 392 to 1336 code for a protein of 314 amino acids. NCBI's taxonomy places the organism in Eukaryota, Viridiplantae, Streptophyta, Magnoliopsida, Malpighiales, Euphorbiaceae.
CAAAAUCCAGCUAUAUUUAUAUGGCUAUUGAGGCCACAUGUGCACUCCCUGUGCCUCAGACUAGUAAUACCUCUCUCUCUCUCUCUACGUUUGGCGGGAAGCUGAAUAUUCCUCUUUCGAGAUUUUCCAGAGGAGUAACUAUCUGCUGUGGUAUUUCCUCCAUACAUACAGCGUUAUGAUUUCCAAUACCAAUCAUUUACUUGUACGUGUAAUUGGAGGACGGAUCUAAAAACGCUUUUCCUUUUUGUAAUUUAUAUUUCUUCUGGACCGUCACGCACUGGAUUAGUUUCAUCCGCUGUAGUCCUUUGCACUUGCACCAUAAACUUGCCUCCAGCAGCAAUCAUUUCUCUCUUUCUCUCUCUCUCUCUCUCUCUCCCUCUCGUUUUGAGAAAUGGAGAAAACCGCAUCUCCACCGUCGGAUCCAAAAGCCGUCUCACCGCAAUCAAAAUCGCCACCGCAGCAGCUCGAAUCAUCUCCGCCGUCGACUCAUCAUCACGCGCAACAAUUCGCCACCGAUUUCACCACACUUUAUCACUCGAUUUUCCCGCCAAAACCACCGGCACUUCCGUCUUCUCUCUCUUUCUCUCUAACUCCGUCCUCCACCUCCUCCGCGUCUGCGACUGAUGACACCGAAUACCGCCUUCAGCAAGCGAGUCUGAUUUUAGAAUAUCAAGAACUUUGCGACCACUACGACCUCUGUCUCUCUCGUCUCCAAUCUCUCUCUAAAGAAAUCGACUCUCUUCGUCAAGAAAAUGCGGAUCUCAGAUUAGUCAACAACGACCUCCUUAGACUUCUCAGUAUUUCUUCCAUACAUAACCGUCGCGAGAUUGCUGAACCGAGUCGCUUCGAGAGGAGAAAUAACACGGAGCGAGUUAUGUUGCCAAAAAGCAUUUCGGUUCGGUCUAGUGGUUAUCUCAAACUGAAUCCAGCCGCUUCUAGCUCUUCAACUCGGCCUCUACUUGCGAGUCAUAAUCUCGAUCAACUCAUCUCUGGAUCGCAGGUGCAUCAGCAGCAGAGAGUGCGUGUGGCGGGAGGAGGCGGCGGCGGCGGAGGCAACAAGAGAGAGGAAGCAGCAGUGGAGAUGGAGGUGUAUAAUCAAGGGAUGUGGAAGACGGAGUUAUGUAACAAGUGGCAGGAGACAGGCAUGUGCCCUUACGGUGAUCAUUGCCAGUUUGCUCAUGGGAUAACGGAGUUGCGUCCCGUUAUAAGGCACCCAAGGUACAAGACUCAAGUUUGCAGAAUGGUUGUUGCAGGUGAAGUCUGUCCAUAUGGUCAUAGGUGUCAUUUUCGACAUUCUCUUAGUGACCAAGAGAGACUAAUAACGGGCCCACGUUGAUGCGCAUGGAAAUGUAAACAUUAAGCAAUUGCUAAGGGGGAAGAUGAAUCAUGUAUAUAUAUAAAAAAAGGAAGCCUAACAAAGAACCAAAUGAAAAGGGGAAGAGAAGUGAUCAUAAAUAAUAAAUAUAUUAAGAGAAAAGAAAUGAUAAUAAUUAGUGAAGCUGGGUGAUAUUAUGAGUUGAUGAUAAUAUGGGUAUUGAUGGGGUAAGUAAUUACUAAUGGAAAUUGGAUAUAUACUUUUUUUGAUUGUUUUGUCUUAGGAAAUAUAAUUGUGAAUUCGCUGAUGUGGAGUUGGUUCGGUUAUGGUAAAGAAGGAACAACCCAACCAAACCAAACCAACAAAAAAUAGACCAAACUUCAGGUCUGUAAUGAUGAUGGUGAAGAUAGUUUUGAUGUGCAAUGCUACGCAACCUUCAUUUCAAGUUAGUUAUAUUUUACUACGUCAUAUCUCUUAUAUAUUGUUGCAUUUUAUUUAUUUA